Messenger RNA from Cyanistes caeruleus (blue tit), 3059 nucleotides. RefSeq names its product chromosome 26 C1orf216 homolog (gene C26H1orf216). Lineage: Eukaryota; Metazoa; Chordata; Aves; Passeriformes; Paridae. The record is from RefSeq and is a predicted model, not a curated record.
GGACUGGGCAGGGGCUCCUGCACCCGUCUUGCUGCCCCUCUGCUGGCCGGGGUCAGACCGGAGCACCUGAUGGGUUCCCUCCUGCGAUUCCUGUGAGCGCGUCCUUGUAGGAGAGGGGUUGGAGAGCGCCUCUCGCUGCCAGUGACCCGGCAAGGAGGGCUGGGUAACCUUUCCUUUUCUGGGCCAGUCUGUUCCCGGUCCUGCAGAGAAGGAAGGCCAGUGGGGUCGCCAGUUUGGGCGCAGGUGGAGGCCAGCCCCCCAUCCUGAUGCAGAGGUUGUUUAGAGGAGCCCAGGCAGUCUCAGCUGCUGAAAGACAUUUAUUGCUAUUGGGAAGGCAUCUCCUUCCAAGCACACCUUUACCAGCAUGGAAUUCAUUGCAUCAGCCACAGCCCAGAUGCUGCCAGCAGCACUUGGAGCUGCGUGCCUGCACCCCAUGAUGCCCUUUGGCAUAACCCAAGAGAUGCUGCAGGAACAUAGGCUUGGACUGGAGCUCUCAGGGAAGGCAAAUGGGAUGGGAGGUGGCUCCUUGAGUUUCUGCAUCAGGUGGGAAAAUGCCCUUGGAUGGGUAGCAUCCCUGCCUAUGGCAAAGGGUGGGAACUAAUUGAGCUUUAAGGUCUUUUCCGACCCAGUCCAUUCUAUGAGUCCAUGAUGAUGCAUGGGAACAUGCUGAGAGCAGCAGUCAAACAGCCAGGAGCACUGACCUCAUGAUAGGUCCAGUAACUUUAAAGAGGAGGGACACCGGAAAAAUGUUUGCUGUCUGCCCAGCAAAUGCUCCAUUCCAGCAGGGCCAGGGGGGCCCAGCGCUGGGCACAGCCAUCCCAGGGGCAGGACAUGGACAAGACUCCAACUCCAACUUCGUGGGAGAGGUGUGUGACAGCAACGAGAACUGGAGCCAGCCAGCGCCGGGGUCCCUGCCAGAGGAGGGCUCCAGCCGGAGCGAAAACACCACAAAUCCGUCUGAUAAUCUGCUGUUAUUAAUGCAGAGACAGAUGGUCCAGGGCCAGCUUAGGGACACUGCCCCAGGCCUGUGCGACACGCACCCUGAGCAGGGGGUGCGCAGCUCCCCUGAGGGAGCAGAGGUCAGCAGGGCAGGGGGACAAAACACUGCCGAAGAGGUGGCCAGGGGAUGUGUCAAGCCCCUGAGCUCCCCUGCAGAGGACAACGGCUACGCCAGCAGCUCCCUCAGCAUUGACAGCCCCGAGAGCACCUGCAGCACCAACUGGAACCCUCUCGCCUCUGCCCCUCAAGCCAGGAGUCUCCCUGAGGCAGGGCUGGCUGAGCCUGAGCUGGGGACCCUCUUCCCGGUGCUGGCAGAGGCUGUGCAGCACCUCCAGGACAAGGAGCGCUUCAAGGAGCAGGAGAAGGAGAAGCACCACAUCCAGCUGGUGAUGUACCGGCGUCUGGCCUUGCUGCGCUGGAUCCACGGCCUGCAGCAGAAAGUUGUGGACCAGCAGAACCGGUUGCAGGAGAGUUUUGACACCAUCCUGGAUAAUCGCAAGGAGCUCAUCCGCUACAUGCAGCAGGGCCCAGCCUGCCUUGCUGCUGCAGCUGCCCCUAGCCCCUGAGGUGCCACCAGCACAGCCCAGCCCAGCCCCCACCCUCCGGACGCUGUGGCCUUGGCUGGUGGCAUCUCCAUCCUGUGCCAAGCGCUCACCGGGCCCCUGGGUGCCCACCCUUCCCUUCCCAUCUCUCUCCAACACAGCCAAGAGUCCCUGAAGUGUUCAUCUCCAUUAUCCCUCUGCACUGGAAUUUGUUUUGUCCCGCACCCAGGUCCGGGGUGGCACUGAGCUGUGUCGACCUCAGGACCCUGGGGUUUGCUGAGCCCAAGGUGACCAGGCUCAUCUUUAAACCUAAUCUAGUCCAUUGUUGAGCCUGGCUGAGCUACACCAGUGCUGGGAUGGCUGUGCUGGAGCUGCAGGGCAGUGAGGGUCCCAGGGCAGUGAAGCUUCUAAACCUCCCUGGGCAGAGCACUUCCAGCAUGUGCUUCAUCCCCACAUCCCACCCGCAGCCACAGCCCAGCUCCUGGCAAAUGUCACUUGGUGAGAGUGAGGUGCCCUGGGCUGUGAGAGAGAAAAAAUAGUUCUGAAAAGUGACCUCAGAAUGCUGAAAAGUAAGUUUAAGUCAAAUGAUCCAACACCAAUUUAUGUUUUUAGUGUCAGUAUUAGAGAAAAGUUAAUUUAGGUCUAUGUGUGUGUGCACAUCUGUCUGCUGUGGGCAAUACUCUCACUCAGUGCAUGAUCCUAAAGCUGCUCAUGAACUUGUGGUGUUGGUGUUUAUAUUAAUUUAUCAUUUGAGAGAAAAAAGAAUGUUUUUUUUGGAUCUGCAUUUUGCUGUACACAGAACCCAAAGAACAAUUGUCUUAACUAGAGAUGGAAAAGGAGCUGCUGUGUUUGUUUGCUGUGCUUUGCUGUAUAUCCAUAGGACACAUACUCCAUUCAAGUGCUGAUGUGGAAGAGCAGCAGUGGGCAAUGAGGGUUCAGACAGAGGGGUCUGCACUGUCUGUCCUGCCCCAGCUGCCAAGUAAAGCUGGGCACUGAUUCCAUUUCUCAUCUGCAAAGGAGGGUGAUGAGAGAUUCCAGAGCUGCUGUGCUGCUCCCAGCCAAACUGCCUCCUGCCAUCGGAGCCACUUCACCAGGACCCCAGCAAACAGCAGAAUUGGGCAGCCUGGUCAGAUCCUGGCACCCACCAGAUGCUCCUGGACUGUGGAUAAACAACUAUGGCCAAGUCCACCAGUGACUCAAGGUCCAGGGGCAGCACCAGCCUCCUCCUGCCCCACAUGGGACACAACUGGGCUCUCCUCCUCCUGGGGCUGCUGCCAGUGGGUGAAGUGAGGAGAUCCACAAAAAUCCUCUUCCAAAAAGGACAAUUUGGUGGCAAAGGGUGCACUCAGCUCAAAGCAACCUUUGCCAUUGCUGGGGGAUUCUGGCAGCUUCCCGCAAGGCUCACGCUGCCCUCACCUCCCAUCUGCUCAUUCGUGUUCAGCACCUGCUGCCUCUGUUGUAUCCCAGACCCAUGAUUGUGGGUAUGUUGCACACCUUAAUAAAAGCCUUGGAACUGAA